Messenger RNA from Paraglomus brasilianum, 3009 nucleotides. Lineage: Eukaryota; Fungi; Glomeromycota; Glomeromycetes; Paraglomerales; Paraglomeraceae. The record is from the annotation of a GenBank genome assembly.
AUGUCUUCAGAUAGAUUGGUCGACUAUGUCUUUCUUGCCGGCCUGCCCAAUGACUUUCACAUAGAUCUACUGGAAAAGUCACCACCCAACAUUGAAAUCAAAUCCGAUGACUUGCACAAUCCUAAAGCAACUGUUACGACUACAAUUCAAAGAAACAGUGAUGACGCCGGGUUAGCUGAUGUCGCUAAUGCGAGUGAGCAUUCCGCUGACAUCUUGUUCGAGAACAUACGUUCUAGCAUCUCGCGUUUCGACCACGAGCGCGACGAAUUUCUAAGGUCUGUUGGGCGAGCUUCUAUGUCCAAGGUCCCAGAAGACGCCCACGGUGAUAGAAUGUCGUUUAUCAACAGACACAAUUCUACGUCGCGUGGAAGAUCGUUAUAUAUGGGUAAUAGCUUGAAGAGUGUAGACGAAGAUCCGCCGGAUCUCCUAACGCCUACGAUUAUAGAACCUCGGCACCAGAAUAAUGUUACUGUAGAAGAGAAUGAUCAACGUCGAACGUCAUAUUUGAACGUGGCACCUAUUUCGAAAGACAAGGAAGCAGCUGAUAAGGGGGAUCAUCCAUUGAAACUCAAAUUUUGCCCACGUCUCCUUGCUCGUUAUCCGCCAACUGAUUAUUCGAGCAAAGAAGAUUUUCCCUCUUAUAUACCUAUGGUAAUGACUCAAGAAGACGGAUCGAGGCGUUAUGGUGGUUGCUUGACUACUUAUGAACCGUUGCCUGAUCGUCUUGUCAAAGAGGUUAAGAGCCUGCACGAAAAGUGGUGUCGGGAAAACUUGACGGUCAAUGAAAUCGAUUAUUGCGCCCAUCUCGCCGAGAAAAUUCGAGAUGAAAAACAACGUAUGAAGUUGGCCCAAAUGAGAAUUUCCCAACAUGGAGCACAGAUGACGUCACAGGCGCUUGCUGAGACCGAGCGAGAAAGAGUCGAUGCGGAAGAGAAGCUUGCAUUGUAUACUCAGCUUUUGCAACCGACCAAGCUCGGUGUUAUAGAUACCAGCAAUUUAUGGAUUCCAAAAUGCAUCGGAGUGAUAUGUCAGUUGCCUUGGCAUGAUGUUAUGAGGGACUGGCUAUGUGCUGUCGCAUGUUCGUCGAUUGAAGGACUGAAACCUAGCAAACAACAGAGUCGUAAUUUGCCGUUAGAAAGAUAUAUUGUCAACAUUGUUCAUGAGGUACCGCUUCCCCCUCCCGGUAGACUUCAAGUUGCUAUUACUGUUGAUGACACGCAACUCUUCUGUUCCAGGCCUGCACUAAAUCAAAUUCCCAUAAUGAAGGACGUUGCUCUAGCGGAAGAAAAAAUACUUUUGAUAUCAUCUUACCCGGAUAUGUUAUUUGUUGUGGCUCAUAGCAUAAGUUAUCUUAUCUACCCACUCUCCUGGCAAGGGGUUUUCAUUCCAAUACUUCCGGCUCGACUAUUAGGAUGUGUGCAGGCACCUGUACCGUAUAUUAUGGGUAUUGAACGUCAAUACAAGGGAAUGGAUCUACUUCCUGAAGAUGCUUGUAUUGUGGACCUUGACAAAGAUUGCAUAAUGAUUGCUGAAAUGCCCUGCCAGGUCCCACCAAGACAAAGACGUAAAUUGGUACAAUCCCUAGAAGCUUAUGCUCCCCUGCAUUCCCAUUAUAACAUUCCAUUUGGUCCACCUCUUUAUAUACAGCAAGCAUAUCCACACAAUCGGUUUAUGCCAAUUUCUGAAAAAUCAAAAAUUUUUGAACAAAAUAAGCGAAUCACUUCAGUUGUGGGAAUGCCAGUUCGAUCGAGUCCAAUGACAUUCGCAGCACCCUCCAGAAAUAAUUAUCGCAAUUCUGUGAUGAUUCCUGAUGUUUACAUUCCACCAGAAGCUGGGAUUUCGCCAACUUUCCAAUCGACCCCUGGGAAAGUAGAUUAUGUCUCCAACAGGUUCUCAAGAUCCAAUUUUUCAUUACAGAGUGUCCCUGCACCUGGUUAUCAAAGGCGGUUUUCCACUUUUACUGCAGUGGAGGGCCGUGAAAAGAGUGUCAAAAGUGAAAAGAUUUUUUCAGCGACAGAAAAAUUUAACAGGAAGCCAAAAGAUCGCUUUGGAACACUGAACAGUGCGCGCAAUUCUAUCAUGUCAUUGCGCAGCAAAACACUGAAUCGUCAGAGUGUAUUUGGUCUGAAGAACAGCGGAAUCAAUGCCAAAGGAAAUAUGAAUAUUCCCGAAUCACUCCAACAAGAUAAUCUGUCAUUAUAUGAUGAUGCUGGUUCAAGCAUUUUAUUCGAUCCAUCUGAACGUAUACCAACAGAGCGCAAAUUUUUGCCCAGAGAAGGUCAUUUGAUGGUUGAGAUUGAGGAUGAUGAUAGUAGCCAAAACGGAAUUACCACUUGGAUGUUGGAAGGGCUUGCAUGUGGUAUCUGCAAAGAGAGUUUGGGAAUAAAUACUGUUUUCAAAUGCGAAGGUUGCUCGAUGGUGGCGCAUGAAGAAUGUCUUGAUGACAUUGUCUACCCAUGCAUGCCGGCAUGCUUUGAUGAACAAAAAGUGCAUGACGCCUUUCUACGCGUCUUUGCCUCCUUAUUGAGUAACUAUAGAAAUCUUUUAGUAACUCAACUCGGUGGUGUUGAUGGACCCCAUAAAGAUGGAGAUCAUAACAGACGUCUCACAACCUUAAUGGAAGAUAAUGAAGUGUUCAAGAAAGAUGCAUUUCUUAAAUUAGCAGAGAAAGAAGCCAAGCCAUUCCUAUCCAGAUUGGUCGAUUCACAAGCAUUCUCCCAUUUCAUUCAUGAACGAGUGGUGUCGCCUCCAGAUAAGCACGACAUUAGGUACUUUGACGAGAUGGUUACUGCAAAGCUGAAUAGAUCAAAGUUGAAGCUUGCAAAAGAAGCGACGUUUUUCCUUGAUGAUACCUCCUAUGCAGUUUCACAAACACUCCGAGCUGUGCAACCAAAAGCCGGUGAACUUGACGAUUCCAAAGUUAAGAGUAAGAAGACUCUACCAUCUUCGUUCAAUCCUCAAUUAAUGUACAAGCCAAGACCGCGGCAGUCAUUGCGUCAUUUAAUGUAG